ACCAGUUUGUCGCAACGCCCUUCUAAUGCGGGCGCAGAAAUAACAAGCCUGUCGUCCCUCUCUUUCUUCACGAGCUGCGCUGAGCGCAGAGUUUGGGGUGUGGGCCUCACCAUGGCUUCCGCAGACGUUUUGGUCCUCUCGUCCCCGCCGAGACAGUUCAGGACAUUCAACAUGUCUUCAUCUCCAGUCAUGCCAUCGCCGAGCCAUUUUUUCCAGAAAAGACCAGUUGGGUUGCGGACAGGAAGCGGUGCGGCUCCAAUUCCACCAAAUGCUAAUGCUUCCUUUACGACGGCUUCGAGCCUCUGGAAACCUUUGUUGGAGGAUACACAGCGCGUCGAAACGAUACACUCAUCCCUAGCAGCGGCCGAGAACGACGGCGCUGUGGGUCCCAAACAGUCGAGAUCAACGAAGACGAAGCCUCGGAAACCUGUUCAAAAGAAGGAUGCUCUGGAGGAUGGCAAAGUGGCAAGGGCAGUAAAGAGGAGGACUUCGGAGGACAAGGACGUUGGGAUCGAUGGCGCCGAAGCCCAAAAGCCACGGAAACCACGGAAAAGUAAGACAGAUCUUGGCCUUGCUGAAGAGGGUACUGUCAAAGAAAAGAAAGCUCGCAAACCAAAAUCUGGAAAUGUCGCUGAUCCCGCGGGAGGUGACGGCCAAAAGGCAAAGGCGGUACGAAAGCCGCGAGCGAAGAAGACAAAUGGAGAAGCACAAACGAAAAUGCCCAAAUCAAAGGUCACAAAGGCCUCGGCCACAUCAACUUCUAAAUUGGACAAAGUUACAGAAACGGCAAAACCUGAGAAGCCUGAAUCUGUUACUACAGCUGAGGGGCUUCCCGCUGCCUUUGAGGAUAAUCUUGGUACCGGUUUAGUCGAAGCUGUCAAGAGGCGUCCUUUCUGGACUCCGCCGAAAGCUACGACUGAAUCUGCGUAUGUCACGCCCCUGACUUCUGAAGGCUCCAUAGAUGGCAGUGUGGCUUUAGAUGGGUCAAGAAGUUCGGAAGAAAGGAGUAGAAAGUCCACAGAUUUGUUUGGUAGCUUUCGAUUUAACAGUACAGAAUCUCAUGUUGUUGCAAAAAAGGUGCCUGCUGGUGCUGUUAUGAGGAAACGGAAACUCGAGAUGGUUAAUACGAAUAAUUCCGCUUCUAGUUCGGAAGCUGCGACGACUCCAAAGACCAAAGCGCCCAAGAAAAAAGCCAGAACGAUUACAGAUCAAGCCACCUCUGCGUAUACUCUGGACGGACUACCUACAAAGACAGCGCCUCUACUACAAUAUUUCUCUUAUGAGACGACUGAUGGAGUCGCUUGUGAUGGGUUCAAAGUCCCUGCGAAGCCUCGCUCGAGAAGCCCGGUUAAAGGACCGUCGAAGCCUGGGAAUGGCACCGCACAGGCGCCAAUUCUACUCUCACCUGAGUCCGCAUUGAAGCAAGUCGGCAACCAGGAUUUUGUCUUCGGGACUUCAAGCCAACUGGCAAGGGAAGAAUCGCCAACUCUCCUGCGUGACGUACACGCAGCUAUGCAAGCCUCAAACCAAGAGGAUGAUGACCCAUUCGCUGACUUGCGUGAGCCUACUGUCUCGUUCACAGCGAGUCGAGGAAAGGUAGUCUCAUCAACGAAACGAACCCUUUGGUCCGCUGCAACUCGAGAUAAUGCUGGCGAGCUGUUGAAUGUCGAAAUAGUAGAUUUAGCAAAUUCGCCGGCAGCCGAGACGCAGGUGAACUCAUCUGAUACUAACACAAUUGCCGUGUCACCUGCCGUACCAGACAACGAUGGAAUUUGGCAUGACAUUGAGGAGAUAAUUCCCAAUGCGCCACCCCCCCAAGCGCAAGCUGAACAAGCGGAAGCUUCCCCUGAGCUUGAAUCAGUUAGCCGUCCUCCAAGCAAUGCGGAAGAUCUUGAAUUAUCACACAAAUCAUUGGGGCUACCGAAGCAGUCUGAGCCACUUCCUCGAGCUACGCAAUCUGUGAAGGAAAUAUCUGCUAAAGGCAGUGAUUUAGAAAAGCCGGACUACUCUUGUUAUACGACUGCUGAGCUAGCAAAGGAAUUGGCGUCAUAUCGCUUCAAACCUGUGAAGAACAGGGAUCAAAUGAUCACUCUACUAGAAAGGUGCUGGGAAGGUAAACAACGAGUGGCUCUGGGCUCCCUAGAUUCCAAUCUAGCGCUCCCAAAGUCGUCCUCGAACCAACUUGAAACUGUACCUACUAAAAGACCCCGGGGCAGACCCAGAAAGAACAGCAUUGAAGCUUCACCGAAAACCAAGUCAAAAUCACAGGCCGGCAAAGUAAAGGCAACAGAGACAGAUGAAUAUCUGGAACUGGUCAGCGAUGCGCCCCUGUCUAAGGUACGCACGCCGAAAAAGACCCAGACGAAGACCAAACAACCCAUCGAUGAUAUCGAUGAUAUCGAUGAUAUUUCCGAUCCAGAUUCCCCUUUUACACCCUCGCCUCCGAGGCGUCGCCCCUCUCAAAUUCGAACACCACAGUUGCCUUUACAGACCUCGGCAUCGACAGCUGUUGAGGAUAGUCCAGAUCUCUCGCCAACGUCAUCCCAACUCCAACUUUUCAAGCACAUCACGCGCGCAGUCACCACUGCCCCGCCAUCCCAGGAUCCAUUGAAUCCUAGCUGGCACGAGAAGAUCCUUCUCUAUGAUCCAAUUAUACUUGAAGACCUGACAGUGUGGCUCAACACGGGUGCAUUGGACAAGGCGGGAUGGGAUGGAGAGGUAUAUCCUGGAGAGGUUAAGAAGUGGUGUAUGAGUAAUAGUAUCUGCUGUCUUUGGAAAGAAAAUUUGAGGGGCGCUGCGAGGAGUCGUUAUUGAGAGCUAAUGCAGCCUGCUUUGUAUAUACCCCUGCCUAGAUUGAACAGAGGCAAUUUUGAUGCCGCCCAGAUAAUACCAUGGGCCUU
Amorphotheca resinae ATCC 22711 is the source of this 2900-nucleotide messenger RNA. RefSeq lists its product as hypothetical. Bases 112 to 2814 code for a protein of 900 amino acids. The record is from RefSeq and is a predicted model, not a curated record. Gene Ontology annotation, biological process: DNA replication; DNA repair. Gene Ontology annotation, molecular function: 5'-flap endonuclease activity. Gene Ontology annotation, cellular component: nucleus; Slx1-Slx4 complex. The transcript has a single exon. NCBI's taxonomy places the organism in Eukaryota, Fungi, Ascomycota, Leotiomycetes, Helotiales, Amorphothecaceae.